Trematomus bernacchii (emerald rockcod) is the source of this 3441-nucleotide messenger RNA. RefSeq names its product G protein-coupled receptor kinase 3 (gene grk3). Gene Ontology annotation, molecular function: G protein-coupled receptor kinase activity; G protein-coupled receptor binding; ATP binding. The record is from RefSeq and is a predicted model, not a curated record. NCBI's taxonomy places the organism in Eukaryota, Metazoa, Chordata, Actinopteri, Perciformes, Nototheniidae. Gene Ontology annotation, biological process: G protein-coupled receptor signaling pathway; protein phosphorylation; regulation of signal transduction.
AGUUGGACCACAAAGCAAGCAGUGCCUCUGUGCAGAAAAACACUGAAAAAUACACCGAAGAAGGGGGCACUUCAGCUGAAAACAUGUGCCAUAUUGGAGCUGGGACGCGAACAGCCUAACAGAAACACAGUGGAUCUAGUAUCAGUUGACAGAAGCUCCGGGAGAGACACCGGGCGGACGCUCUCUACUCAGCCGGAGAUUGAGCUCUCUAAAGCGGAUAGUCUCACAGGCAGGAGUCGGUGGGGACGUUCGGCUCCUUGUGCGAUUUUGUGGUUGAUUUACGAGAAACACACCACCGGCACCGUGUUGUGUUAGUUAUUGUCGGACUUGUUACCACAACACAUGGUGGUUAAAUGUGUUGUCUUGGCAUUUAAAAGCAGUUUACGCCGAAAAAGUGUACCACCCGCCGGAUCUCCAUCUCCCGGCGCUCCCUCCCCCUCCUCCGCCAUCAGCGUCACCAGCAGCUCGCUUUGGGUCUCCAGGAGAGGAGGGUCCCCCGCUAACAGUCGGGGUAACUCAACGGACAAACUAUGGAUUAUAUUGUGCGAUUUUCUCAUUGUUAUUAGGCCUUUUUUGGGACUAUUUGUGUCAUUUUUUCAUCUGUUUGCUGCAAGACUUCCCCUAACAGGAGCUCAGCCGUUGGCUUAUUAGCUUGUUAGCAACUGAUGCUAACGUUUGGUAGCUCAAUACCACGAUAUCCCUGCUGGCGGUUAGCACUUUGCUAACUAGCACUAGCACCCAAAAUAUCGAUAUUAGCCCAGCAGGCUAAAACAAGUUAGCUUCGUGGAUUUGGCUUCUGAUUAGUGGAUUGUUUUCCCUUUCUGGAAGGCAAGAGUGUUUACGUUUUCAGGGGGGAAAGCCCUGUAACCCAUGGAGAACAGUUGUUUUUGGACUGACUGUACUGGGGUAUUUUAUAUUUUAUGUAUAAAUAGCUAACGUUCGCUGGGUAAAAAUCACCCGAUCAGUUAGCCCACUGUUAGCGUUUUGCUAACUAGCACCUUGGCUAACUAAACUGAGCACCACAAAUAUCGAUAUUAGCCCAGCAGGGUAAAACAAGUUAGCUUCGUGGAUUUGUGAUUAGUUGAUUACAUCCGUUUAGCUUGUCUUAAUCCUCCUUAAAGUGUUUAAUGACGUCUUUUCGGGCGACAUUUUUGUGUGUGAUUGAUUUAAAGGAAGACAGGAAGCCAGGCAGGCAGCAACAUAAACAACAUAUUUUUGUGCAAAUAUUUGCAUUUUUUUUUUAACCAGCUGAGAUAUUAAGGACAAAGUAACAGCCUUGACAAUUCCACCCUCCCUCUUUUAUUCCUUCCAUUACUGAGAACUACACGUGUCGCUGUUUUAUUACUGCUUUUCUGGAGACACACACAGAAGAAGCCAGUCACAUUUCCACUCUGCAGCCAAAAUUAGAUUUUUUUUCCUUUUUCUCGACAGCAGAGUGUUUACGUUUUCAGGGGAAAAGAAGCCCUGAAACCCAUGCCUCACUGGAGACAAACCAGUCGUUUUUGGACUGAUUUCCAGGAGGAAAGUCCCCAGAGACCUGUAGGAUUUGACAGCUGUCUCCACAUCCAGCAUCUGGUGCAUCUGACAUUACUAUAAAGCGAGCAAGGGGACAGAUCUGUGCAUUAUUUUCUCGUGAGAAACCUGCAUUUUUCUGCACUAAAUGGGAUUACAAAGACGCUGAUCUCGCGGCCCUGCUGACUGUAUAUAUUUCUCGAGGAGUCACCCAAUGUCUCCCCUCCUGAAUUUCCUUUUUUCUGCCACAAUGAUGGUAGUUUGAGGCGGACAGACAACGACACCAUUGCAGCGGAUGGUCACUCUGGCCCUGUCACGCACCUUGGCGCUUGAUGUUGCUCAUAUCUGGAGGAGGACAUUGUUUUUUUAAUCCCAUAAUAUAAUAAAACCAUCCCCAGCCCGGUUAUUUUAUUGAUUUGGUCGUCCCAGGGUCGAAAGAUGGCGGACCUCGAAGCAGUUCUCGCUGAUGUCAGUUAUUUGAUGGCGAUGGAGAAGAGCAAAUCUACUCCUGCGGCCCGAGCGAGCAAGAAAAUCAUCCUGCCUGAGCCCAGUAUUCGCAGUGUGAUGCAGAAGUACCUGGAGGAGAGAGACGAGCUGACGUUCGACAAGAUCUUCAACCAGAAAAUUGGUUUCCUCCUCUUUAAGGAAUUCUGUUUGAGCGAGAUCGAGGAGGGCGUCCCACAGCUCAAGUUCUACGAAGAAAUUAAAGACUACGAGAAGCUGGACUCUGAGGAGGAGAGGCAGAGCCGCAGCCGGCAGAUCUACGACGGAUACAUCAUGAAGGAGCUGCUGUCCUGCUCACAUCCGUUUUCUAAGAAAGCCGUGGACCACGUGCAGAGCCACUUAGCGAAGAAACAGGUUCCCCCGACUCUCUUCCAGCCAUACAUCGUGGAGAUCUGCGACAGCUUGAGAGGAAUCAUCUUCCAGAAGUUCAUCGAGAGUGACAAAUUUACUCGUUUCUGCCAAUGGAAGAACGUGGAGCUCAACAUCCACCUGACCAUGAACGACUUCAGCGUUCAUCGGAUCAUCGGCAGAGGAGGAUUCGGAGAAGUGUACGGCUGCAGGAAGGCCGACACCGGGAAGAUGUAUGCCAUGAAGUGUUUGGACAAGAAGAGGAUCAAGAUGAAGCAGGGGGAGACUCUGGCGCUGAACGAGAGGAUCAUGCUGUCAUUAGUCAGCACGGGGGACUGCCCGUUCAUCGUGUGCAUGACGUACGCCUUCCACACCCCCGACAAGCUGUGCUUCAUCCUGGACCUGAUGAACGGCGGUGAUCUGCACUACCACCUGUCUCAGCACGGUGUUUUCAGUGAGAAGGAGAUGCGUUUCUACGCCGCUGAGAUCAUCUUGGGUCUGGAGCACAUGCACAACCGCUUCGUCGUCUACCGAGACCUCAAGCCAGCUAAUAUCCUGCUGGAUGAACACGGCCAUGUUCGUAUCUCCGACCUCGGCCUGGCCUGCGACUUCUCCAAGAAGAAACCCCACGCCAGUGUAGGGACUCAUGGCUACAUGGCUCCAGAGGUCCUGCAGAAAGGCACGGCGUACGACAGCAGCGCAGACUGGUUCUCUUUAGGAUGCAUGCUCUUCAAACUGCUGCGAGGGCACAGUCCCUUCAGACAACACAAGACCAAAGACAAACAUGAGAUCGACCGCAUGACGCUCACCAUGAAUGUGGAGCUUCCUGACUCGUUCACUGCAGAGCUGAAGGACCAGUUGGAGGGUCUCCUUCAGAGAGACGUCUCCAAGAGGCUGGGCUGCCAGGGGAGAGGAGCCCCGGAGGUGAAGGAGCAUCAGUUCUUUAAAGGGAUCGACUGGCAGCAGGUCUACCUCCAGAAGUACUCCCCUCCUCUAAUCCCUCCCCGGGGAGAAGUGAACGCUGCAGAUGCUUUUGACAUCGGCUCUUUUGAUGAAGAGGACACUAAAGGCAUCAAG